This is a messenger RNA of Acromyrmex echinatior (Panamanian leafcutter ant), 4402 nucleotides long. It is a transcript of the gene GlcAT-P, whose product is annotated as Glucuronyltransferase P. Gene Ontology annotation, molecular function: galactosylgalactosylxylosylprotein 3-beta-glucuronosyltransferase activity. Gene Ontology annotation, cellular component: Golgi membrane. Lineage: Eukaryota; Metazoa; Arthropoda; Insecta; Hymenoptera; Formicidae. Gene Ontology annotation, biological process: chondroitin sulfate proteoglycan biosynthetic process; carbohydrate metabolic process. The record is from RefSeq and is a predicted model, not a curated record.
UGUUACGAACGACGUUACACAGAAGUGGCCACGUGAGUAGGAGGAAACCGGAGGAAACGUUUCAGUGUCGAGUCAGCCAGUGAUUGCGUCGCCGUUUUGCCGUCCUCGUCCUCGUCUUCAUCGGCCUCGUUUCCAUUGUCGUCAUUGUCGUCUCCGUCGCGUGAUUCUGAUGGGACGGCAUCAUUAAGACACGUUCUCGAGAUGCGCGUUUCGAUCCCGUCCGAUUCCACGAGAUCUCCCGUGGAUCAACUGGGUCAGGUGCCAAACGAAGCGGAGCGGCCUGAUUGAUGCCUCGGAGAGGAUACCUGGUUCCGAAAACGGAGUGUUCCUCUUUUAGCCGCGAGCAAUUAGAAACGCGUCCAGAGUGCCAAAUCGGACUGCACGCGGUGAAAAAUUGACUCGCGCCACGACGAUGAGUGCGUUAAUUUGUCUAGCUCUAUGCAAAAGCCUAUAUACGGGUGAUAAGUGGUUCUAGCUAAGGAAGCUGCAUUAAUCGAUGCAUUUAUCGUGCUCUGGUUUCCGUCGAGUCGAGCCGGGCAAGAAGCAGUUCGCGAUUCAGGAGAGGCAGAGGAAACGACGGAACAGCAGACACAUGUAGCAUUCGGGCAUCAGUAUAAUGAAGCCGUCCAUGAAAAUGGGAGUGAUCGCCUUGAUAGGGAUCUUCGUAGUCUUUUAUCAAUAUCUCCUGUCCACUGGCAUUACUUUCGAUCAAGUAACGGUCUUCAAUGCCGAUACUUCCGCGAACGCUGCCGAGGAUUUGCCGGUCGGUGAGGAGGAUGAUAGCGAAACCCCAAAGCUCGCCGAGGAAAUGAUUCGAUACGCCGUGUACCAAGUACAAAUCACGAACGGCCUGAGUCCGGAAAUAAGCUCGAUGCUCGUGCAGGAACUUAUCAAUCAGUUAAGCGAAAACGUCUCGGUGGCCUCCAGAAAUCAUUUCAAGUCUCCGCCGCAAUCGCAACUCUCGGCGAUGGCGAUACACAGGGCGGUAACGCCUCGUCCGUCGGUCCCUUCCGAGGAAUCGUCCGAAGAACCCCUAUACAUCAUCACACCCACAUAUCGAAGACCCGAACAGAUUCCCGAACUCACGAGGAUGGCUCAUACCUUGAUGCUAGUCAAAAAUAUACAUUGGCUUGUCAUCGAAGACGCUACCGUCGCUACCAAGCAAGUUACCACAUUAUUGGAAAGAACGGGCUUGAAGUUCGAUCAUUUAAUCGCUCCGAUGCCGGAAAAGUACAAGCUUAAAAAGGGCGCCAAACCGCGAGGGGUGUCGAACAGAAAUCGUGGUUUACAGUGGAUCAGGGCGAACGCCACAAAAGGUGUGUUCUACUUCGCCGACGACGACAAUACUUAUGAUAUUGAACUUUUCGACGAGAUUCGCAAGACAAAAACAGUGUCGAUGUUUCCGGUGGGACUGUGCACCAAGUUCGGACUGAGCUCGCCAAUCUUGAAGAACGGAAAAUUCGCAGGUUUCUAUGAUGGUUGGGUAGCUGGACGGAAGUUCCCGGUGGACAUGGCCGGAUUCGCCGUGAACGUCAAGUUCCUGCAUCAGCGGCCGAACGCCACCAUGCCGUUUCGCGCGGGAUACGAGGAGGAUGGGUUCCUGAAGAGCCUGGCACCGUUCGAGCCACGGGACGCCCAACUGCUGGCGGACAAUUGCACUAAGGUGCUAGCCUGGCACACACAGACGAAGAAGAACGAGCCGAGCGCGCCGUUGGACAUGAAGCUUUACGGCGCGACGAAUCUGGUGAAGCUCAAGCAGCAGAUAGUAUGAUGUCGGCCGGGACAACGAAGAUGCGUGAACUCGAACCUGAAUCUUGUGUGUAAUCCCGCCCCUCCUUCGCACUAGUUCAUCGGUGUCACUCCAGGGGAAUUCCUAGGUGCGGAAAACUGUGCGAUUCAGUGCCUAAAAGUAUAUCUACCCUCUCUCUCACGGCGAGAGCGGGAAAGUCGUUAUUACCUUUAAGCAUAGCCGGUAAAACGAAUCGUUUUUUUAUCAGCUUUUACACAUCCGCAACAAGUAGCUCGCCCCGAAGAUGUCCUUUGCUCCGAGAAAGAAUACCGCGGUGGAGAAAAAGAAUAAAAUAGGACCCUCGGGGUAACGCUAUGACUCGAUACAGUGCAGAUAGAAAUUUACGCGUAGAAUCCGAAACCAUCUACUACUGUUACUUUUUGGCAUUCCCACUUUCGUGAAGCGAUGCGGAAAGAUCAGUUUUGCUAAAUCUAAAAAUUUAGCUAGAUAUUGAAGAUAAUUUUGUUUGAAUCUGUACUAAAGAAAUUAUGUAGAACGUUUAAACUGGUGAUUACAAUGUUAAAACGUUUUACAGCAUUGCCUUCAAAGUUUUACAUGAUUAUUUUGAUAAUCCAACAAAUCAAAAUUUUUUUUGCUUCAGUAAUAUUGUUCUUUCCGUCUAUAAAUGCGAAAAGGAAGAUGAAUUCCUUCAUUAAUAAUACCAAUUGAUACGUGGGAUGGUGAUGUUCGUUAAGUGAAAAUCGAGGCGAGGUUUCGAAAUAUCUUUACGCGUAUAAAUGUUGAAGUCACGCACUGUACAGAUCAACGACCAAAGAAAGCAAAAAGCAAAUGAGUCACUCGCUAUAACGUUAAACUCUUACACUUACUUUACUCUACCUGAGGGAUACGUCCCAACUUCUAUAAAUAGAUACUCUAUUCUAUUCCAAUCUAUUCCAUAGCGCGAAGUUUCAUUCCUAAACUUGCUCUAGUAUGACACGAAGUCAUAAAUGAUUCGAUCAAAGAGUGAAAAUAUCUGGGCGAUUUUACGCCCUCCCUUUAACUCACGCUGAUCGAUCUCCUAAUGAUGAACUUGAACGUUAAUCUAAUUAUCAAGUAUAAUGUUUAACGAUCGUCAUUUAAUCUUAUCCUGCCUCUUAAUGCGAUUAGCAAGUAUAGGCGAUUGAGAAAUAAAGAAUUAGAGCAAGUCCCUUAAUAAGAAUUCCUCUCGUAGCUUUCGAGUGAGAGGAUAAAUGUUUAAAAGUCGAAGCACGAAAAUCGAAGUUUAGCUUUGUCAACAAUAGAGAAAUUAUUAUUUACACGAGGAUUUCUGAUUCAAAUAUGAAAUUUUCUUCGACAGGUAUUUUCGAUCGAAGAAUAUCAAGUUAAAAUGCACGAGAUAUCUUUGACUUAUUUAGCCUUCAUAUAAAUCAGCAUAAAUCAGCAUUUAAAAAAAUGCUCAACAUGCAGUAUGCGCAUAAUUAUCAUAACUUCGAUCGAAUAAAUUUUUCAGGUUUUUCGAAGAAUCUGAAAAAUUGAUUUCACGACUGAAUAUCGUGGAAUGCCUAUAUCGUACGAAUAGCAUUCGCCGAAACAAACAUCCUUUCCUGUUUGACUGAAUAGAGAUACUUUUAAUUCCCGAGUUGCGCUCAUCGCUGCUCUUUCAUUUCCUUUAGCAUAAGCCAUUUAUUUCAUCGCGUAAUGUCAAUUUACGAAAUCAUAAGCAAAAUAGCGAAUUAUAAUCAAAUAGAGCGUUUUCGUUACCAAUGUACUUGCGUGCGUAGAAAAUAUGUACUUCUUAGAAAGGUAUAAUAUUUAAUGCUACGUUUGAUUCCUCUUGCACGGUUCGCGCGAGUUAAAUAGUACUAAAAAAAGCUAGGAAAUAAAAAAGGUGUGCACUGAGUGCGAAAUCCAAAGAAUCUGUUUCGAUUAUUUACCGAUGAAAUCGUCGGAAUAAUAUCGAAUCAGGAUUGUACAGUGGAACCUUGAUAAUUCCGAGCGUCUCCAUUACUCUAACAUAUCGUAAAAAUUCGACCAAUAUUGGAUCAAAUAUUUUAUAAUUUCCUCUAAUCUUAUUUAUACAAAUACUUCGCGUAUGUCAUUUAUUAUUUCUCUAAUCGGAGAAUAAUGUAGUUAUCUUCAAUUAUACAAUUUGUACAUUAAAAAAAAUCGAAGUUAAAAAUUAGUUACAUAAAGUAAUUAAUCGUGAAUCAGAGUAUUAAUUAUCAUUCAGCUUAAUUAAUUCGGGCAUUAGGAGUUCUGCUGUACGAACACUCGGAAGACUGUGGAAAAAUAACAAAAAAAUUUUCUAUUCUCGUACAUUAUAUGUAUAUUUAGUAGCACUUUCGAUUGUAUAUCUUUAAUAACGGUAUUGGAACAUUUAUCAUUAGUUUAAUCUGGGAAUCGAUCAUGUAACUCUCCCAACCGUGAAAAUGUGAAUUUGUUCACGUGAACCGUGGUGGCGAAAAGGCGGAAACCUACGGAAUUAAUAAAUGUACUUUGAAAUUUAAUGGAAGUCUGGCCAUAUUAUUCGUCGAUAGAUUAUUAUUUCAGGAGAUAAAUUAUAUUGAAAUAAAAACGGACUAUGAAUACCGGCCUAGAAACCAGCGCAUUCAAGCACGCUAUGCGUGAAAAGUUUCACGUGAAAUUUCGACGAGUGAAAAAUAAAAAGUGAAA